Messenger RNA from Notodromas monacha, 6307 nucleotides. The record is from the annotation of a GenBank genome assembly. NCBI's taxonomy places the organism in Eukaryota, Metazoa, Arthropoda, Ostracoda, Podocopida, Cyprididae.
UGGUUAUUGGCAGAACCUUGGACAACACUUCCUUUGCCGUCGUCUUGCUGUUUUUGUUCAGCUAUUCUGUGGCGACUCUCAUGUUGUCCUUCCUGCUGUCUUGCUUUUUCUCACGCGCAAAUUUGGCUGCAGCCGCUGGCGGAAUAUUAUUCUUUGUGACCUAUCUUCCGUACCCAUUCAUGAUUGUUUGGGAUCACAGUGUUUUGGACUGGCAGCGGUUUAUUGGGUCGGCCCUUUCAAACGUUGCCUUCGGUUUCGGUUGCGACGUGUUGGCCGAAUGGGAAGAACUGGGCGUGGGGGCGCAUUGGCACAACUUAUUCCAAUCUCCCGAUCCUUUCAAUACCGAAUUGAGUCUCGGUAGUCAGAUCUUGGCACUCUGGGUGGACGCAAUGUUGUAUUUUUUGGCGGCCGUGUACAUCGAAGGGGUCUUCCCGGGCCGCUAUGGCGUGCCCUUGCCUUGGUGGUACCCGUUCUCUUUGUCGUACUGGUCGGGUGAUUUUGUUGGCAAGGAUAACAAGUUCGACGCUGAACCUGCUAGUCCCGGGAACAGAAAAGUGAAUGAGAGUGAUCCGGUUGGACUGACGAAAGGAGUGGAGAUGAUCAACUUGCGCAAGGUGUACGAUGAUUACGACAAAAUCGCGGUGGAUAACCUCAAUUUGUCAUUCUACGAAAACCAAAUCACGGCGUUUUUAGGUCAUAAUGGAGCUGGCAAGACGACGACUAUAUCGAUUCUGACGGGGCUACUUCAACCGACUGCGGGCACAGCGAAGAUCUAUGGCCAAGAUAUUCGCACGGAAAUGGACUCGAUCAGAAAGUCGAUGGGCGUUUGUCCGCAGCAUAAUGUCUUAUUCCAUUAUAUGACAGUGGAAGAGCAUUUGUUAUUCUAUGCGGGACUGAAAGGCACGUUAAGUGACCAGGAAAUGGACCGAGAAGUACAGGAUAUGAUACGGGACUUGGGACUGCCAAAAAAGAGACAUGAGCUCUCUUGUAAUUUAUCUGGUGGAAUGCAGAGAAAAUUAUCAAUCGCCAUUUCAUUUCUGGCAAAAUCGAGAACGGUUUUCCUUGAUGAGCCAACUGCUGGCGUCGAUCCUCAUUCACGAAGAGCUAUCUGGAAACUUUUGACGAAAUACAAAAAGGGAAGGACGGUAAUCUUGACAACGCAUCACAUGGAUGAAGCCGAGAUUCUGGGGGACCGGAUUGCGAUUAUAUCCUGUGGAGCUCUGGUCUGCUCGGGUUCCGCAUUGUUUUUGAAAAAACUCUAUGGAUCCGGUUACGUGCUGCGUGUCGUGUUGAGCGAGAAUCUUGGGAAAAACGAUGAAGAUGUUGCUAAUGAUGGCGAAACCGAAAAGGCUGCGAAAAAAAGGAUUCAGCAUUUUCUGAGGCAGCUGUAUCGAGGUAUUCGAGUGGCCGAAGAAGUCGGGUCGGAGAUUUCUUUCUUGUUACCAUGGAGCAAGAACUCAGAAGAAGUUGUGAAUGCUGUGGGAGAUUCACAUGAGAGUCACGAAAAUGUGAGGGAAAGUCACGUGAAGGAUGUGAUGCGACUGCAAAAGCUUCUGGAAGCAUUGGACAAACGCAUCGACGAGUUGCCCAUUUCUUCGUAUGGAAUUUCCGACACGAAACUGGAAGAAAUCUUCCUUCGGGUGACGUCAGAUGCCGAUGUUGGCGCUCCGAAGAAAAAACGCAAAUCAUUGCUCCAGCUGCUACUGGAAACCUACGCCCGAGGCAAAACGGAAAUCAUGACGACGCUGCAGUCCUCGCCUUCAAUCAUCUCUGCCACGUUGCCGGGCAAUCGUCGCGGCUCCGACGCCUCUUCCGUCACUCCGUGUUGCACGCCGGCAUAUGGAGAUUGUGUCAACCGCCUGCUUGCGUCUGCUCGAAGGCGGCGGAAUGUCGUGAAUACCGCCGAAGAGCCUGCUAAAAAUUCGGCGGCUAUAGAUAUCCCCAACGUUGCAAGAGAAGGCAAUGGGGAGGCGAAGAAUGAAAUGAAUGAAGAAGACGGCGACGGGAUAGAAGACGAGGAAGACCCGAGUGCGCCGUUGUCCCCGAAGAAGAUUUCGCAGCCGAGAAUCGUUCGGAUGACGCAGGAUAAACAGUACAAAAAUCUCGAUGGUGGAAAGCUGCUUGUGACGCAGUUCCUCGCAGUAGAAGCGAAACGGUAUCAUCAUGCCAAACGCGACUCGCGGACUCUGUUCUGCCAACUCGUCCUCCCGGUUCUUUUUGUCACCCUGGCCAUGAUGUCAACGAGUAUCGCCCCGGGGAUCGAUGUGGAAGACGAAUACAACUACCGAGAACUCCACCAUUGGCACUAUCAUUCUUCUCCUGUGGUGUUCUUCAGCGAGUCGGACGCCUGGCGAGCUUCCCGAGCUGCUGCUGCGGCCAACAGAACCCUGGAGGAGCAGCAAGCGAGAAUCAACGUGAUAGACGACGACGAGGCUUGGUUCAAUGAGGAUUUAUUUGGAGAUGAACAACAGGACGUGGGGAAUGGUGUAGGAAGACGAGGAGAGAAGAGAUUCGAGGAUAUUUUUGAUAUCCUUGGUGCUGACGGGACUACGGGUGGAGCCGUGACAGACCCUUAUUUAAGAUCCAUGUUGUCGCCGACUGGAAUCGGGACUAGAUGUGUUCAUGAGCAUUACUAUUUUCCAUGCUUGAGAUCUAUUGAGUACAAUGUGACGGAUCUGGCGGAGCCUUUGAAUGGGACGUUUCCACUUGGCGACUGCUCAUGCACGAAUGGAGGACAGUAUUGCCCUGCUGACGCUUCCAAACCUGAGCCAAUCGGUAUACAAAUGCCAACCUCCGACUUUGUUGUCAAUAUAACCGACAGAAACCCGAGUCAGUGGAUUAUCAAUACUCAUCAAGCGAUGAAACUCAUCAGAUAUGGUGGGUAUACGUUCGGAAUGAAAGCGCCUGGUCCGUUCAGCGACAGUCCACCAUGGAAUGUGAGCAGCGUAGGAUUGUUGCUCGCAGGGGCUGCCAGAGCAUUCAAUGUCACCCUGGGAGACGAGUUGGCCACCCGAUCUCUGCUGCUUGACAAGACGCUGAAUCAUGAUGAGCCUGACCGUGUUCGAGGGUACAAUGACACCACCAGACCGUAUAUCAAGGUUUGGUUUUUCAAUAAGGGAUGGAUCACGUCGGUGGCGUUUAUGAACGCCAUCAACAACGUGAUUUUGCGGACUCAUUUGGAGGCGAAAUUUCGCAUGAUGAAUUCUUCGGAGGAUGCCAUUUUACCCGAUUUUCGGGAAUACGGUGUGGCUGUCGUGAAUCAUCCGAUUUCGACAGACAACGCAUUUCAAGCGACUAUCAUCAAACGAUCAGCAUUCGCCCUCCUGCACUCAAUCUGCGUCAUCUACGCCAUGAGCUUCGUACCGGCAGCAUUCGUAGUGUACCUGAUCGAAGACCGGAUAUCCGGUUCAAAGCACCUUCAAUUCGUUUCCGGUCUGCCACCGUGGCUCUACUGGAUUUCCGCCUACGCCUGGGACAUGAGCUCGUACCUGGUUUCUGCGUCUCUCUGCGUUUUCGUCUUCCUCGUGUUCGAUGAGGAGGCGUACGUUGCGCGGGACACGUUUCCGGGGUUAUUGGUUCUCAUGGUACUGUACGGCUGGGCCACCGUUCCGCUCAUGUACCCGUUCAGUUUCUUUUUCGAGACGUCGAGUUUCGCAUUUGUAGCGCUGGCAACUGCCAACCUGUUCAUUGGCAUCGUGUCGACGAUCUCGACAUUCGUUUUGGAGAUCAUGGAAGAAGAGGAGUUUCAAGACAUAGCGAAUGUUCUGAAGCAAGUGUUCCUUGCGUUUCCACAAUACUGCCUUGGAAGGGGAUUGAUGGAGUUGGCCAAAUUCAAAGUGAUUUCUUCGUCAGUGGCAAUGAUUCUUGACACGGAAGUCAAAGAACUGGACGUGUUUGAAUGGACGUUCCUCGGAAGGAAUGUUGCGAGUAUGAUUGCGCAAGGUUUCUUGGGAUUCGCUGUCACUUUGUUGAUUCAAUACCGGCCGAAGUGUGGCUGGUGGUCAUUGAUACGCUUCAAUUCCUGUUGCGUUUGCUUCCGGAUCGGAAACUCGAUGAAAAUCAUGCUUUUCCGCAUACUGCGAGCCGCGUCGCCGACUGCGUUCGACAAGUGGCGCCUCGACAACGAACUGCGUGUAGUGAGUACACGUUCGGAAGCCGGCGGCAAAACGGAGUCGGAAGACGAGGACGUUGCUCGUGAGAGACGGGAAGUGUUGGACGGUUCUGGCGAAGCCACGUUGAAAGUGGUGAACUUGACCAAAGUAUAUGGAAAGACGGAUCUUACUGCAGUGAAUGGAACGUGUUUCGCUGUGAGACGCGGGGAAUGUUUCGGGUUACUCGGGGUCAACGGUGCCGGAAAAACGACUACCUUUAAGAUGCUGACUGGAGAUGUUAGCAUUACGUCGGGUGACGCUUUCGUGGACGGAUUCAGCGUAAGAAAUAAAUUGAACAAGGUGCGUCGGAGACUCGGUUAUUGCCCCCAGUUUGACGCCCUGGAUCCUCUGCUCACGUCCAGGGAGCAUUUGUAUUUAUAUGCUCGCCUGCGUGGAUUGCCAUCGCAACAAAUGGAAUCGACCGUGGAUUCUCUGCUUGAGCGAAUGAACCUCGGAUAUUAUGCGGACCGAAAAUCCGAAACUUACAGUGGAGGGAACAAGCGGAAAUUGUCCACUGCCAUCGCUCUGGUUGGAAAUCCAUCUCUCGUCUUUUUGGAUGAGCCAACAAGCGGCAUGGAUGCCGGUGCCAGGAGAUUCUUGUGGAAUUGCAUCCUGGACUUGGCUCACAAGGACAAGCGUUGUGUGAUACUCACUUCACAUUCCAUGGAAGAGUGUGAAACGCUCUGUUCUCGCUUGGCUAUUAUGGUUUCUGGAUCAUUCCGCUGCAUCGGAUCUGUGCAGCAUUUAAAAAACAAAUUCGGUUCUGGUUAUACGCUGAGCAUGCAUGCGGCACCCUGGGACUUGGAGAAGGCGGCGAAGUUCGUGGCGGACGAGUUGGCGGCGGCCGGCGGGUCGGGCCAUUUGCAGGAGCGGAACCCCACGCGGGUUGUGUACCAUUUACCUCAUCCAGGGCAAGGUGGCGUCCCGCUUUCAGCUGCCUUCCGGAUCAUGGAGCGAGGGCGCGAGCAGGCCGGGGUGUUGCAUUAUUCCAUUUCCCAGACGACCCUGGACGAGGUGUUCGUGAGAUUCGCCAUGGAAAGUCGUCACAUGGAAGACGAUGUUGGACCUCAGGAAGGGGCUGCUCUUGGGGAACUGUCUGGUCCCACCGAAAGUUAUGUUCGUAAUUCUGACGAUCCCUUGCCGAGAGCGUCAGCCUCAGAAAUGGAGCUUGGAGACCUAAGGAACGGUUGCGGGCUUAGUCCAGUAGUAGCUGAGCGGGAAUCUGUUGUUUGAGAGUGAAUGAGAAUCUCCUUCUAGUUCGAACUGUUGGACGAAACGAUCAGUCUAAGCUUUAAAGACCGUUCAAGACAAGAAUGUUUCUUUACGUCGAAAUAUCUCGGCUGAUGACUUACCCACCCGUGAAGUUCACUGGGAUGCUCGCGGACAAAUGUGGUAGUUUUUUUUUUUUUUUUUUUUUUGCAUCUACGGUUGAUGCAAUUCUUCAAUUUUGGAGUCUUGAAUGCCAGAACCUGUUGGAAGUGUACAUUUGUUGUCUUUCAGAAGAAAAUGUAUCGGAAGCAGAAUUUUAAGUUCAAGCCACGAGUGAAUCUAGGUGCGAAAAGAAAAAGAGGGAAUCCAGACGACAAAAACAACCGAGGGAGAGUGAGGAACUGUGAUACGCUUGGCUAUUAUGCAAACAUGUUUCCAAUCGAGUUUUUUUUUUUGUUUCUUGCGUAAACGUGCCAGUUGAUGGGAUUAAUGGUUUUUUAUUGAGUACAAUUUGACAAGAGGUGUUUUGAAUUGUACCAACAUGUUGGGCAUGUGAUGGAUGGGACAUUUUGAGUUCACGGAUUCUACUAGGUCGGAUAUUUGACGUUCCAUUACGUGUGAUGGGAAUGAUACGUUUUCCGGGUUAGAUAUUAUUGGGUUCAGCGCGAAAGUUGGGGUGAUAUGUCGGAUUUUAUUUGCGGGAGACUCGGGAAGGAAAUUGGUGUGCAAAAAGUUCGAAAUUCAUCUUGCCUCGGAAGUGUUUACCGUGUGAAUAUUGGCUGGUUGUUUCUUUUUGAGUCAGGGUUGUUUUAGUAUUCAGCAGAAAGUGGAGUGAUUGCUACUAAAAUUUUAGUGUCGCAGAAUUAUCUUGGAGUAGUUUUCGUACUAAAUUCGUAUGACUGCCAUUGCGGGGUAAUGAAAGAAAAAAAUGCUUCAUUAUUCGGAAA